This is a messenger RNA of Ilex paraguariensis (yerba mate), 459 nucleotides long. The record is from the annotation of a GenBank genome assembly. NCBI's taxonomy places the organism in Eukaryota, Viridiplantae, Streptophyta, Magnoliopsida, Aquifoliales, Aquifoliaceae.
GUUGUACCUACUGUCUGCACAGAUGUCUGUGGACAUACCAUCCAUUCGAAUCAGUUCUCUGUAACUGAACAUUUUAGGGGUGCUGACAUAGGCCACCUUCAGUCGCUUCCUGGUGUUUUCUUUUUUUAUGACCUUAGACCAAUCAAGGUGGGUUUUGUUGUCAAAAGCAAUGACCUUUCACCAAUCAAGCAACAAGCACAACACCCAAGGUGCGAUGCCCCCAGGCACGGCAACCAAGGUGUGAUGUCCCUAGGCGCGACGCCCUCAAGCAUAAUACUGCAUCAAGGUGAAAUACAUCUCUAUCGCAUUGGAAGUGGCAAAAUAAACCUUUCACCAAUGUUGGACAGAAGUGGAAUCGUAGAAGUGUGGGGGCAACCUCGGCGAGACUCGUCCCCCCCGUUGCGAGAAUGGUAUCCUCAACCUAUUGGAUGUCGUUGCUCAACUAGUCCACUGAACUAA